AUUAUUACCACUUAUUACCAUCUCUUCACAGUUUCACAUCAUAUAAGUGAUAGGUACGCCGAAAAUUGUUUUUUCUUUUAGAUUUCGUUGCACGCUGUCGAAUUCUACUCACAAUAAUGCCCAGUUAUGAGUUAUGUUUGCUGUUCAAAGUCUUGCCGAGGCCUGAAAUAACACAAUGUCUAAAACGAACAGCCAGUAAAAUCUUUGAAUCCGGUGGUUUUAUACGGCGUAUUGACAACCUAGGAACAGCAGAUACUCCUUGGAAGAUAAGUUCACAUGAUGCAAUACACAAACAAGCUAGCUAUUUUAUUGUUGAGUUUGAUGUACCUAGUUCAGCUGUGGAUCCAUUCAAUAACUAUUUAUCAAGAGACAUUGACAUAAUCAAACGUACAAUAUUCAAAGUUCCCGAAAAUAUACCUCAACCAGCUUGCACACUCCAUGAAGAGCUAAAACCACCAGCAUACAGGUCUGAGGUUAAAGAGAUGAUUGCAAUUGGCAAGCGUAAACGUGAAAAAGAAGCAAGGAAAAAAGUACAAUUCAACACUGGUUUAGAUUACAUGCCGUUCCAAAGAUAGAAUGAUGUUAAAUGUUAAUUAAUAUUGUAAAUAAUACAUAUAGAUGUUUUAGUAGUUAUAUUAAUAAUAUUAAAGUAAUACAAUUUGUGUACAUUUGAAGUUUA
Messenger RNA from Acyrthosiphon pisum (pea aphid), 679 nucleotides. It is a transcript of the gene mRpS6, whose product is annotated as mitochondrial ribosomal protein S6. The record is from RefSeq and is a predicted model, not a curated record. Gene Ontology annotation, molecular function: structural constituent of ribosome; small ribosomal subunit rRNA binding. Gene Ontology annotation, cellular component: mitochondrial small ribosomal subunit; ribosome. Bases 117 to 575 code for a protein of 152 amino acids. The transcript is spliced from 3 exons. Lineage: Eukaryota; Metazoa; Arthropoda; Insecta; Hemiptera; Aphididae. Gene Ontology annotation, biological process: translation.